AUGUCAAGAUUAUUAACUAAUUCAAUACGUUCAACAUUAUCAAAAAGAAUUGUUUCUCAAAAUUUGAAAAUCAAAACAAACUCAACUUUUUUCAAAUCAUUACCAAUUAUUGCAACCACUCCUGUAAGAUCAUUUCAUUAUUCACCAAUUAGAUUCAAUAGUAAUGAUACUCCAGAAUUAGCAUUAGAUGAAGUUAUUAAAACCGAAAGCAAGAUGGUAGAAGCUAUCCCAAAUGAAUUAGAUAACGUAUAUCAAGAAUUUUUAAAACAAUCUGGUUUUAAAUUAAUAUCAAAUCCUGGAAAUGCUAACGUAGAAUUAGUAAAAACUGAUUCAGCUACAGGUAAUAAAAUUCAUGUAUAUUUUGAUAUUGAUGAAGUUACAGAUAUACCAACUGAAGAAUUAACAGAGGUUGAAGAUUUAGAAAAUGAAGCUUCAGCAUUAGAUCAAAUAUUAUGUAAUGUUAAAAUUUUAAUUGAAAAUGAAUCAAAAAACAGUGGGUUAUUCUUGAAUUUAUUUUUACAAAACACAGAAUCAAGUUUUAUGAUAGAUUUCGUAAACGUUUCUAAUGACGUUAAACAAUUUUUAUCAAAUAUAACAAAAGAUAAUGAAUUUAUUGAUAAAUUUAAUUAUCAAGGUCCAAAGUUUGCUGAAUUAGAUGAAUCAUUACAAACUGAAUUUGAAAAUUAUUUGGUUGCAAAGGGAAUAGAUAAUGAAUUGGCUGAUUUUAUUGUUGCUUUUAGUGAUUUUAAAGAAGAAAAUGAAUAUAGAGGUUGGUUAAAUGACGUUUCAAAAUUUUUAAAUUAA
Messenger RNA from Lodderomyces jiufengensis, 804 nucleotides. It is a transcript of the gene MAM33, whose product is annotated as Mam33p. Gene Ontology annotation, cellular component: mitochondrial matrix. The record is from RefSeq and is a predicted model, not a curated record. The transcript has a single exon. Lineage: Eukaryota; Fungi; Ascomycota; Pichiomycetes; Serinales; Debaryomycetaceae. The coding region runs from base 1 to 804 and encodes 267 amino acids. Gene Ontology annotation, biological process: cytosolic ribosome assembly.